UCCUGCGUCUCUGUCUCCCCCUCCUGUCCUCAGUACCAGCCUGCGUUUCCCUUUAUUAUUUUCCACUCAGUUUCUCGCAGUUUAAAAUGGCGGCGUUGAGCAGCGCCGAGUCCCCACCGCCCGUCUUUAACGGAGACCCCGCGGAGCGGGAGCCGGGCAGGAAGCGGGGCCUGGACGAGCUGGGCACUAGGCUGGACUCCUCUUGCUCGUCGGUGAUCCCCGGAGGUCCACAGCAUGAGGAGAUCUGGAAUAUCAAACAGAUGAUAAAAUUAACACAAGAGCACUUAGAGGCUCUUCUGGACAAGUUUGGAGGAGAACACAAUCCUCCCUCCAUAUAUCUAGAGGCCUAUGAGGAGUACACCAGUAAACUGGAUGCCCUGCAGCAGAGGGAGCAGCAGUUGCUGGAGGCCAUGGGGAAUGGUACAGACUUCUCCUGCUCUCCUUCUCCUGUGCCAGCCCUCCUGGAGGUCAAGAUGGGAGGUUGUGGUGUUGGAGGUGGGGCUCAGGCCUUUCCCUCAGCCCCCAACACUCUGACUGUUCUGCAGACCCCGACGGAUACCAGCCGAACCAACCCUCGUUCCCCCCAGAAGCCCAUUGUUAGGGUCUUCCUGCCAAACAAACAGAGAACAGUGGUCCCGGCCCGCUGCGGGAUGACUGUGAGAGAUUCACUAAAGAAAGCUCUGAUGAUGCGAGGCCUCAUUCCGGAGUGCUGUGCAGUGUACAGGAUACAGGAUGGAGAGAAGAGGCCUAUUGGCUGGGAUACAGACAUCUCUUGGCUGACAGGAGAGGAGUUGCAUGUAGAAGUGUUGGAGAAUGUACCACUCACUACACACAACUUUGUGAGGAAGACUUUCUUCACACUGGCCUUCUGCGACUUCUGCAGAAAGCUGCUGUUCCAGGGUUUUCGCUGUCAGACCUGUGGCUACAAGUUCCACCAACGCUGCAGCACUGAGGUUCCUCUCAUGUGUGUCAACUACGACCAGCUAGACCUGCUUUUAGUGUCCAAGUUCUUUGAACAUCACCCAUUCACCCAAGAAGAAGUCUCCUCAGAGGGAACUACUCCUGUGUCUGAGGCCUGUCCCUCACUUCCCCCAUCUGAGUCCACAGGGUCUCUAUGCCACACCACUGUGUCCCCAUCUAAGUCCAUACCUAUUCCACCCAGUUUCCGGCCUAACGAGGAGGACCACCGCAACCAGUUUGGCCAGCGGGACCGUUCAUCCUCUGCUCCUAACGUCCAUAUUAACACCAUCGAGCCUGUCAACAUUGAUGACCUGAUUCGAGAUCAGGGUUUACCAAGGUCAGAUGGAGCCCCCCUGACCCACCCUGCCCGCUGCUUGAGGAAGCACCGAACACGGACCUCAAGCCCCCUUCUAUACUCCUACCCCAAUGACAUAGUGUUUGAUUUUGAGCCUGAGCCUGUUUUCCGAGGCUCCACCACAGGGCUGUCAGCUACACCCCCUGCUUCUUUACCUGGCUCUCUGACCAACGUCAAGGUUCCACAGAAGUCACCAUGCCAACAGAGAGAACGCAAAUCAUCAUCGUCGUCUGAGGACCGCAAUAAGAUGAAAACCCUGGGGAGAAGGGACUCCAGUGAUGACUGGGAAAUACCUGAGGGCCAGAUCACACUGGGCCAGAGGAUAGGCUCUGGAUCCUUUGGAACUGUCUUCAAGGGAAAGUGGCACGGUGAUGUGGCAGUGAAAAUGUUGAAUGUCACUGCUCCUACACCACAGCAGCUUCAGGCCUUCAAGAAUGAAGUGGGAGUCCUCAGGAAAACGCGUCAUGUGAACAUCCUACUGUUCAUGGGCUACACCACCAAGCCUCAGCUGGCCAUAGUGACCCAGUGGUGUGAAGGCUCCAGUCUGUACCACCACCUACACAUCAUCGAGACCAAGUUUGAGAUGAUCAAGCUGAUUGACAUUGCCCGGCAGACCGCUCAGGGCAUGGAUUACCUCCAUGCCAAAUCAAUCAUCCACAGAGAUUUGAAGAGCAACAAUAUUUUCCUCCACGAGGAUCUAACAGUGAAGAUCGGUGACUUUGGGCUCGCUACGGUCAAGUCCCGUUGGAGUGGCUCACACCAGUUUGAACAGCUGUCUGGCUCUAUACUGUGGAUGGCUCCAGAGGUGAUCCGCCUGCAGGAUAAGAAUCCCUACAGCUUCCAGUCAGAUGUCUAUGCCUUUGGCAUCGUGCUAUAUGAGCUCAUGUCAGGGGCACUGCCCUACUCGAACAUCAACAACAGAGACCAGAUCAUAUUUAUGGUGGGUCGAGGUUACCUGUCUCCUGACCUCAGUAAGGUGCGCAGCAACUGUCCGAAGGCAAUGAAGAGACUGAUGGCUGACUGCCUGAAGAAGAAGAGAGAGGAGCGACCUCUCUUUCCUCAGAUCUUGGCAUCCAUCGAGCUGCUGGCUCGCUCAUUACCCAAAAUCCACCGCAGCGCCUCAGAGCCUUCAUUGAAUCGAGCCGGCUUUCAGACGGAAGAUUUCAGCUUGUAUGCCUGUGCCUCACCCAAAACCCCCAUCCAGGCAGGGGGCUAUGGGGAGUUUUCAGCAUUUAAGUAAGUGCUACAGAUUCCACCAGUCCAUCUCUCGUCACUUCUCAAGUCUUGUGUCCCUGCGGUGGAUUCAUUCAUUACUGAAAAAAAUGAAAACAUAGUCUCAAAGAAUGUGCUGUUUUCUUCCUCUGUCAACCUGAAGAAGGCUAACUCACUGGAGGCAAAAAAAAAAAAAAAAAAAA
Messenger RNA from Monopterus albus (swamp eel), 2730 nucleotides. RefSeq names its product B-Raf proto-oncogene, serine/threonine kinase (gene braf). Gene Ontology annotation, cellular component: mitochondrion; plasma membrane; cytosol. Bases 87 to 2555 code for a protein of 822 amino acids. The record is from RefSeq and is a predicted model, not a curated record. The transcript is spliced from 20 exons. Gene Ontology annotation, molecular function: ATP binding; MAP kinase kinase kinase activity. NCBI's taxonomy places the organism in Eukaryota, Metazoa, Chordata, Actinopteri, Synbranchiformes, Synbranchidae. Gene Ontology annotation, biological process: MAPK cascade; protein phosphorylation.